AUGGUCGACAGCGACGACGAGCCAAUAACCCUCUCAUCUCACGCCCUGGCCGCAUUGACCGAGUUUAACGCUGAAAAGGAUGCGCAUCGGGCCAGGUUUGAAAAGCUGCAGGCCAAGGCUGAGGCUCAAGGGCCCCUGUCGAUGGAGGCUUUCACCGAGGACUGGAAUGAGUCCCAGUUUUGGUACUCGGAUGAGGUGGCGCACGUCUUGGGCACCCAGUUGCUGCACGGCUCGACAAGCAGGACGGUGAUUGGGGUCGUUUCGGCCCCGAGUGUCUUCGUGGCGCUCCGCAACAUCUUGCGGACAUGCCAGGAGAGCGAACGGCCACGCCUAGUCCUUCUGGAGCACGACCAGCGGUUCAACGUCUUUCCCGAGUUUGUCUUUUACGACUAUAAGCAACCCUUGAAGCUGCCGGACGAGCUCAAGGGCAUUCUGGAUCGGGUGAUAUGCGACCCUCCUUUCUUAAGUCAAGACUGCCAGACAAAAGCGGCGAUGACAGUCCGGUGGCUCCUAAAGGCAGAAAGCAGCGAGCUUCCCCGUCCGCGCGUCAUUGUGUGCACGGGCGAGAGGAUGGAGCACCUCGUUACCAAACUCUACCAGCCCCUUGGCGUCCAGACCACCACGUUCGAGCCCAAGCACGCAAGAGGGCUCAGCAACGAGUUUUAUUGUUACGCCAACUUUGAAAGCUCAUCAUGGGCGUGGCGGCAGGAGCGCUUCUGA
Hirsutella rhossiliensis is the source of this 720-nucleotide messenger RNA. RefSeq names its product putative N6-adenine methyltransferase domain-containing protein. NCBI's taxonomy places the organism in Eukaryota, Fungi, Ascomycota, Sordariomycetes, Hypocreales, Ophiocordycipitaceae. The transcript is spliced from 6 exons. The record is from RefSeq and is a predicted model, not a curated record. Gene Ontology annotation, molecular function: protein-lysine N-methyltransferase activity. The coding region runs from base 1 to 720 and encodes 239 amino acids.